Molecule: messenger RNA, 1047 nt
Organism: Pelecanus crispus (Dalmatian pelican)
Lineage: Eukaryota; Metazoa; Chordata; Aves; Pelecaniformes; Pelecanidae
Gene: CASP7
Product: caspase 7
Biological process (GO): apoptotic process; proteolysis; positive regulation of neuron apoptotic process
Cellular component (GO): cytoplasm
Molecular function (GO): cysteine-type endopeptidase activity
Source: RefSeq, a predicted model, not a curated record
AUGUCAGGAGAUCAGCAUGUUGAUCACUCUACUCAAGAGAAAGGUGGUGAAGAUUGCAAUGAUGUAUUUGAUGCAAAGCCAGACAGAAGUAGCAGAUUCUCACUUUUUGGAAAAAAAAAGAAGAAUGGAGAAGAACAGCCAAAGUCCUCUCUCAGUAAUCAGUACCGAAUUGUUACACCCACAUUCCAGUAUAAUAUGGACUACAAGAAAGUUGGCAAAUGUAUUAUUAUAAACAACAAAAAUUUUGAAGACAAAACAGCAAUGGGUACACGCAAUGGCACUGAUAAAGAUGCUGGAGAUCUAGCUAAGAGUUUUAGAAACUUAGGUUUUGAGGUUUACGUAUACAAUGACCGAAGCUGUGAUGAUAUGGAAAAAUUACUGAAGCAAGCUGCUGAGGAGAAUCACAGUGAUGCUGCUUGUUUUGCCUGUAUCCUUCUAAGCCAUGGGGAAGAAGGCCUCAUCUAUGGCACCGAUGGACCCAUGGCUAUCAAGAGUUUGACUGCGCUAUUCAGAGGAGACAAGUGUAAAAGCCUUAUAGGCAAACCCAAAUUAUUUUUCAUUCAGGCAUGCAGAGGCUCUGAAUUUGAUGAAGGUAUACAGACUGACUCUGGACCUGCAAAUGACACUCUGGAAACAGAUGCCAAUCCGAGAUACAAAAUCCCAGUAGAAGCAGAUUUUCUGUUUGCAUACUCCACCGUGCCGGGUUAUUACUCCUGGAGGAAUCCUGGAAGAGGCUCCUGGUUUGUGCAGUCUCUGUGCUCUGUGCUAAAUGAGCAUGGAAAACAACUUGAGAUCAUGCAGAUCCUCACGCGGGUCAACUAUGUGGUUGCCACAAAUUUUGAAUCACAAUCUGAUGAUCCACGCUUCAGUGAGAAGAAGCAGAUUCCCUGUGUGGUCUCUAUGCUCACUAAGGAGCUUUACUUCUGAAAGUAUAUUCUAAUGCAGCCAGUGAUGAAAGAUCAGGAUAUGGUUUUGGGUGGAGAUUUGAUUAUAAACUGGAGCAACACAUUUUUAAUAACAGAAUUGUAAUUACACUAGAUUUUUAUA